GCCGCCCGCUUCACAGUUCUCGGCUCUUUUGUGGCGCCUUCUUCCGUCGGUUGGUUAAAACUGUUUUUGAAAUAGCGGCGUAAUUUUGCUUGGAAUGAACUGGUUCUGUUUCAAUAUUGACCAAUCGGGUUGGGUUUUCUUGCGGUUGCGGGCGGGCCGGAGUAACCAUGGUGACUGUACCGCCCGCUCCCUGACAACGGCCCCGUCGCUUGGAAACUGGUGAAGCCGGUUGGAGCAAAGCUAUAAGGUCUUUGUGUUGGAGAGCGGCGAGGGAGUAAGUCAGUGCAUCCACUUCAUGCAAAACUCUGCAGCAAUGAAGAAAGGCAACACCUCAGUGUCGCAAUCCAAACUUGGAGGAAGUGUGAAGAAGCAUUCUACUCAUGGCAGUUCCAGUAACUUAGGCAGUAAAAGCCAAAAAAACGUAUUCAAUUUGUUCGGAUCAAGUGGUCGCCCAAGGAUAAGUAUACAAGCAGAUAAAUUCUUGGAUAAAGGCUAUAGUGCAGGAGGACGACAUACCACACAGGUAUUUGAUGAAAAUGGAAAAGAUGUCACUCCCCAUCCACUCUUGGAUCCUAAUAUUCCACAAGCCAGGCAAAGUAAAAUUUUCUCCUCACAAGAUUUAACAACUUCUGACUAUACCUUCACUGGCACACUUUACCAAACUGGAGCAAAUGUCAGUUAUGGAGGACCCUUUACCAGAUCCACUUUUGACAGCGGUAGCAUCUCCAGAACAAGUCGUACUUUUUCAGAUUCAAUGGAUGAUAUUGGAGAUUCUAGUGUGCAUCAUGAGGUUACAAGUAUACAUUAUGAACAAAUGCGGAGAGAGGAUGUACGAGAACAACUGACAGAUGAUGAACUAAAUAACAUUGUUGAUGUGUACCUGACAGAGACUGAAACAUAUACUUUUCUGGAUCUUCCAGUUGAAAUAAUUUCAGUGGAUUCAGGAGAAGCAGAAGCUGUAAAGACAAGGAAUGCACAAUAUAUUGAACUCUGCAGGGAGCGAGUUGGCAAUGAUCGCUACAUUGAAAGGAUGGCACAGACAUUCACUGGAGCACAAAAAUCCAAGGAUAUUCAGUGUGACAAAAUUAACACAAAAGAACAAGCUGUCAUGGCAACAACCUGGGACCUGUAUGAUAGCUAUAAGGAAAGAGAACUGUAUGCAGACGCUGCCUUCAAUCCAAUGAAACAGAAAAAAGAUUCGUUACCAGCACAAGUUAAUUUAGACAAAACUAUAAUUCAAACGUUAUCAGCUCUAAGUUCUUUAGGGUUAGAAAGCCGAUCCACCUCAUCGGGGGAGUCGGAAAGUUUUUCUUCAGUUCCAGGCAUAGAAUAUGUAGACCAUGAGCUGGACGAAAUCUUAAAGAAUGAGAAACUGAAGCAAGAUUUAUUUAUUAUGGAGCGUGUCAUUAUGGAGAAUAUUUUCCAGCCUAAACUUGCUGCUUAUCGGCAGCUACCUAUACUAGCUGAUCCAGAUGGAGGUUUGAAUGCUGAAGAAGAGCUGGUAGAGAGCAUGCUGAUUCUGGAAGUCAUGGGUCCAAAACUGCUACCACUCUGGACCUUUACCUGUAGUCUCACCAAGGGACACAAUGUGAGCUGCAUGGUCUGGAACAAACACAAUUUGGACCUACUAGCAGUCGGCUAUGGAUCAUUUGGAUAUAAGGAACAGAGAGGAGGACUGAUUUGUUGCUGGUCACUGAAAAAUCCCAUGUGGCCCGAACGCAUAUACCAAUGUGAAAGUGGCGUUACAGCGCUGGAUUUCUCUGCGGACAGCCCCAAUCUGCUGGCAGUCGGCCAUUAUAAUGGACUUGUGGCAAUCUAUAACGUACGCAACACAGAAAAUGGAAUGGUUCUGGAUAGCAGUAAUGAUAUGAAUAAGCACAUCGGCCCAGUCUGGCAACUGAAGUGGACUGAACAGGACAGAAAUUCCAAAGGGGAUGAAAAGGAAGGGACAUUAAUCUCCAUUGCUGCUGAUGGCAGGAUUGCCAAAUGGACACUUGCAAAAGGACUGGAAUCUUCAGAUUUAAUGAGGAUAAAACGAACAGGUGUACAGACAUCUAAAAAAGUGGCGAUGGAUAAAGAUAAGAAGAGUGAAGCAUCCAUAUCUCGCCAAGCGCCAGGAAUGUGUUUUGCGUUCCACCCAACUGAAACUAAUAUUUACUUGGCUGGAACAGAAGAAGGCUAUAUUCAUAAAUGCUCAUGUUCCUAUAAUGAGCAGUUCUUGGAAACGUAUGGAGUCCACAAGGGUCCUGUGUAUAAAGUAACAUGGUCACCGUUUUCUCAUGAUACUUUUCUAAGCUGCUCGGCUGAUUGGUCCAUUCAUAUAUGGAGUCAGGAAAUAGUACAACCAAUUCUACGCUUUUCUUCCACAAUUACGAAGGCUGUGCACGAUAUCAUGUGGUCACCAAAGUCAGCUACUGUGUUUGGAGCAGUGAAUGAGGACAGAAUGGAAAUCUGGGACCUCUCCAUCAGCAUAUUGGAUCCUAUUAUUAUCUGCCCAGCCAAUGAGGAAUUAAGUUUGACCACAAUACUCUUUGCUAAAAACACAGACUGCAUUCUUGUUGGGGACAGCGAUGGACAAGUCACUGUAUAUCAGCUUGAUAAGAUGCCUCCACACGAAGAUACCGUGGUCGUAUUAAAUAGCAUUAUUACGAGCACACUGGCCAGCCAAAUAGUUAGUGAUCCUUAUGCAGUGGAAGAACACGCAAAUAAUCUAUGCGAGCCUAAUCAGUAAGGAUCUUGGUCAUCUCUUGCUGCUCUAACAACAGUUAUUUCUAAUACAAAUAUUAAUUUCAUUAUUCUGCACAUUACCGCUGAUAUUAAAUAAUGUGAAAAAAUUAUUGUAAUCCUGGAAGUAUUUUCAGCACAUGCUAAAUAUCUUCUGUUCUCAAAAAAAGUUUGAGCAAUUUCAGCUAGAUUUUAUCCUCAAAUGAUUGUAAUUUUCUACUUGCACAGAGGUUUAAAAAUGGCUAAUUAGCACCAGGCACCUGGAUGUAAUGUAAUGAUGACUAAUGUAAUUAAAGUAUACGUGAACAAUU
Molecule: messenger RNA, 3035 nt
Organism: Leucoraja erinaceus (little skate)
Lineage: Eukaryota; Metazoa; Chordata; Chondrichthyes; Rajiformes; Rajidae
Gene: dnai4
Product: dynein axonemal intermediate chain 4
Exons: 17
Coding region: 296-2731 (811 amino acids)
Biological process (GO): cilium movement
Cellular component (GO): axonemal dynein complex
Molecular function (GO): dynein heavy chain binding; dynein light chain binding
Source: RefSeq, a predicted model, not a curated record